Molecule: messenger RNA, 807 nt
Organism: Naumovozyma castellii
Lineage: Eukaryota; Fungi; Ascomycota; Saccharomycetes; Saccharomycetales; Saccharomycetaceae
Product: NAD(P)H-dependent oxidoreductase
Exons: 1
Coding region: 1-807 (268 amino acids)
Source: RefSeq, a predicted model, not a curated record
AUGAAAGUAUUAAUUGUCUUUGCUCAUCCAGAACGCCAUUCCUUAAACGGUGCCUUACUAGACACCGCUGUCAAGCACUUCGAGGACAAAGGUGAUGAAGUUAAGGUGUCAGAUUUGUAUGCCAUGAAUUGGAAAUCAGAACUAUCUAGAGAAGACUUUCCACAAUACCCAAAGGAUAAGAAAUUGAAUCUUAUGGCAGCUGGCGCGGAGGCAUUUUAUUCGGAAACCAUUACUUCAGAUGUCAUUGCUGAACAAGAAAAAAUGAAAUGGGCUGACCUGGUGGUUUUACAGUUCCCCAUGUGGUGGUUUUCUAUGCCCGCUAUUAUGAAAGGUUGGGUGGAUAGAGUCUUUGCCUUUGGGUUUGGUUUCGGAUUAGGUGAAUACAACGACAAACAUUUUGGUGAUCGUUACGGUGAGGGUAUCAUGGAGGGUAAAAAAGCAAUGUUAAUGGUGACUACAGGUGGUUGGGAAUCUCAUUAUAGCAACAGAGGUAUUAAUGGAACCAUGGAUGAAAUUUUGCACCAUAUUCAGCAUGGUAUCUUAUUCUAUGUUGGGUUUGAUAUCUUACCACCGUUUGUUCUUUAUGGAACCAUGAGCCUCAAGGAAGGGAAGGAACUUGAUGCAACUGCUAAAAGAUUAUGUGAUCAAUUAGAUAAUGUUCAAAGUGUUAAACCAAUUAAUUAUAGAAAGCAAAAUUUUGGUGAUUACGACAUUCCAAGUUUAGUUUUAAAAGAAGGUCGCGAGCAACCAGGUGAGACAGGUUUCCAGAUGCAUAUCAAUAAGGACAAUGAAGAAACCUCACUAUAG